AUGUGGAGGUCCGGUGAUGUGGUGUUGAGGUCCAGUGAGGUGGUGUUGAGGUCCAGUGAGGUGGCGUGGAGGUCCAGUAAGGUGGUGUGGAGGUCCAGUGAGAUGGUGUGGAGGUCCAGUGUGGUGGUGUGGAGGUCCGGUGAUGUGGUGUUGAGGUCCAGUGAGGUGGUGUUGAGGUCCAGUGAGGUGGCGUGGAGGUCCAGUAAGGUGGUGUGGAGGUCCAGUGAGGUGGUGUUGAGGUCCAGUAAGGUGGUGUGGAGGUCCAGUGAGGUGGUGUGGAGGUCCAGUGAGGUGGUGUGGAGGUCCGGUGAUGUGGUGUUGAGGUCCAGUGAGGUGGUGUGGAGGUCCGGUGAUGUGGUGUUGAGGUCCAGUGAGGUGGUGUUGAGGUCCAGUGAGGUGUCGUGGAGGUCCAGUAAGGUGGUGUGGAGGUCCAGUGAGAUGGUGUGGAGGUCCAGUGAGGUGGUGUGGAGGUCCAGUGAGGUGGUGUGGAGGUCCAGUGAGGUGGUGUGGAGGUCCAGUGAGGUGAUGUGGAGGUCCGGUGAUGUGGUGUUGAGGUCCAGUAAGGUGGUGUGGAGGUCCGGUGAGGUGGUGUGGAGGUCCAGUGAGGUGGUGUGGAGGUCCAGUGAGAUGGUGUGGAGGUCCGGUGAUGUGGUGUUGAGGUCCAGUGAGGUGGUGUGGAGGUCCGGUGAUGUGAUGUUGAGGUCCAGUGAGGUGGUGUGGAGGUCCGGUGAUGUGGUGUGGAGGUCCAGUGAGGUGGUGUGGAGGUCCAGUGAGGUGGUGUGGAGGUCCGGUGAUGUGGUGUGGAGGUCCGGUGAUGUGGUGUGGAGGUCCAGCGAAGUGGUGUUGAGGUAUGGUGAGGUGGUGUGGAGGUCCGGUGAGGUGGUGUGGAGGUCCAGUGAGGUGGUGUGGAGGUCCAGUGAGGUGGUGUGGAGGUCCAGUGAGGUGGUGUGGAAGUCCAGUGAGUUUAUGUGGAGGUCCAGUGAGGUGGUGUGGAGGUCCAGUGAGGUUAUGUGGAGGUCCAGUGAGGUGGUGUGGAGGUCCAGUGAGGUGAGGUGGUGUGGAGGUCCAGUGAGGUGA
This is a messenger RNA of Haliotis rufescens (red abalone), 1077 nucleotides long. Its product is annotated as golgin subfamily A member 6-like protein 6. The transcript has a single exon. Lineage: Eukaryota; Metazoa; Mollusca; Gastropoda; Lepetellida; Haliotidae. The record is from RefSeq and is a predicted model, not a curated record. The coding region runs from base 1 to 1077 and encodes 358 amino acids.